CCCGAGAUUAGGCCCGACGGGGACCGUCGCCGUGUUUGUUGACAAGUUGUCACCGAUGACGACGGCAGCUGACAGCGCGCGCAGUCACGUGCUGCCGAAGGUCCCAUUGUCCUUGCUGAAGCCCACGGAGCGAGAACGUGUUUCAUGUGUAAAUAUAGUGUGCGAAGCGGGAGAGAUAAUCUCGGUUCUCACAGUGAGCCUGGCGGCCAGUUCUUCGAGUUAAGCCCGUUUGCGAUCAGUGGAUUGCAGCUAUGGACAAGGACAUCGCGCUGCUGCAGAUACGCUUGGAAAGGCCUCUCUACGAACACGAGACGCUGAACCAAAGUUAUGAUUACGAGAAGCCAAAAUCGUCCUUGAUGCGGGAUGUGAUAAACAACGUUAAAUCGAAGAAUUGGCAGUCCUGCGUGGCGUCGAUGAUACCAGCAAUACGAUGGCUCAGCCGAUACAAUUGGAGGCAAGAUACACUACCCGAUAUCAUUUCAGGACUGACCGUGGCGAUCAUGCACAUACCGCAAGGUAUGGCCUACGCCCUCCUGGGAAAUCUGCCGCCGGUGGUCGGCAUCUACAUGGCCUUCUUUCCCGUCUUCGUCUACUUCUUCCUCGGCACAUCCAGGCACGUGUCCAUAGGAACUUUCGCUGUGGUUUGCCUAAUGACCGGCAAAGUAGUAACAUUUUACUCGAACCCGCACGCGGGACACGCGUUCGCGAAUGUCUCGGAUGCCGUUUCGCAGGAUCUCGAGGAUGUCGCGCAUGUGUAUACGCCUAUGCAGGUGGCGACGGCUGUGACGCUGAUGGUCGGAAUAUUUCAGAUAAUAAUGUAUACAUUCCGAUUAGGCAUUGUGACAACAUUGCUGAGCGAAACUUUAGUCAACAGCUUUACGACCGCGGCUGCCGUUUACGUUUUAGUAUCGCAAAUCAAGGAUCUCCUUGGCCUUAGACUGCCAAAGCAAAAGGGUUACUUUAAACUGAUCUUUACUGUUGUAGAUGUAUUUAGGGAACUGAAGAAUACUAAUAUAGCUGCUGCAAUAGUGUCAACUGUAUCAAUUGCUAUUCUUGUUUUUAACAAUGAAUUUCUGAAGCCAAGAGUGAGCAAAAAAUGCAGCAUACCAAUACCCAUUGAACUUAUUGCAGUGGUUGGUGGGACACUGGUCUCCCGUUAUUGCGAUUUACCAAAGAUUUACAAUAUCGAAACCGUCGGGCAUAUUCCCACGGGACUUCCUAAGCCAGAGGUGCCAAGCUUCGAAUUAUUACCGUUGGUGUUGGUCGACAGUAUUGCGAUAACCAUGGUUUCGUAUACCAUCACUAUAUCAAUGGCGUUGAUAUUUGCGCAAAAGCUCAGCUACGAUAUAGAUUCAAAUCAGGAACUUCUUGCAAUGGGAUUUAGUAACGUAAUGGGUUCCUUCUUUUCGUGCAUGCCAAUAUCGGCUUCCUUGAGUAGAUCUCUCAUUCAGCAAACCGUUGGGGGACGCACGCAGAUAGCGAGCAUCGUGUCCUGCUUAUUAUUGCUCAUCAUACUGUUGUGGAUCGGACCAUUUUUUGAGCUUCUACCGAGAUGUGUCUUGGCCUCCAUAAUAGUUGUAGCGCUAAAAGGGAUGCUUCAACAAGCCAGUCAGCUUGUUAAAUUUUGGAAACUGAGCAAGGCCGACGCUAUAAUUUGGAUCGUGACCUUCCUCGUUGUGAUACUGAUAAAUAUCGACAUUGGAUUACUCGCGGGACUGCUCGUGUCACUAGUUAUAAUUCUACUGCAAGUCAUUCGGCCCUACACGUGUUUGCUGGGCCACAUACCACAUACAGACCUGUACCUGGACAUGGGUAGAUACAAAGCGGCGGUGGAGAUACAUGGGAUAAAAAUAUUUCAUUACUGCGGGACUUUGAAUUUCGCCAAUAACAGCUACUUCAAAUCUAUCGUAUACAGACUCGUAGGAGUGUGUCCACGAAAAGUCAUCAAAUACAGGAACAAAUUGACCGAGGAGGGUCAUUUCUUGGAGAACUUGGCGAACUCGAAAGGGACGUGCAAAUUACAGUGCAUAAUCAUGGAUAUGAGCGCGUUGAGUUACAUCGAUCCCAGUAGCGUUCAAGUAUUGCACGUAAUCGUGGAUGAAUUCACACAGGUGAAUGUCGAGUUUUACUUCGUCAAUUGUCCGAGUCCUAUUUUUGAAACUAUCAAAAAAUGCGAUCUAUAUGUCUAUGGGACGAUGCCAUUGAAAAUUUUUGCAACUAUACAAGAUGCCAUCGUUUAUUUUCAAAAUGAGAUUACCUCAAGAUAAUAAAAAAUUAUUCUCUAUUAUAUCGCGUAAAGAAGAGAUACAUGUGUAUGUGUAUUUUUGUUAUAACUAUUAAUGUGUGAUGAAGGAAUGAAUAUGCUUUCACACCAUUGUUUUUCUCGAUAUUACGUUUUCGCAAGAUACUUGCAUAUAUUUUGUUCGUGAAAAUCAGAGUCACAAACGUGAGAAUUAUAGUUCUUGCUUAAUUCUUUUUACAAUGCAGCACAAGAUGCAUUGCGUUACGCAAUUGAUGCAAACUGCAUUGGAAGAGAAAUGAUAUAAAUGUACUUUGCAGUAAAUAGUUCCAUCCAAUACUGUACUUAAAAGAAAUAAUAAUUUAUAAAAAAUUCUUUUUAUCUGCCCUCACAUUGAUUUAAUAUUAUAUAUUGGUAACAUGUUCGAAAAUUCUACAGUUAUUUAUUAACCACCGAAUCGAAAAGAGCUUCCGGUAUAUUUUACAUAUCUAUUGAACAUGGGUAUGUAAUAUUAAUUAAUUUUUGAUAUAUAUGUGUGUAUGUGCGUGCGUGCGUGUAUAUGUAUAUACAGGGUGUUAAAAAAAGAUAGGAACCCCUGAAUAACUUCAAAAAUAUGCAAGAUAGAGAAAAAAAGUUUCCUACAAAAGUUGUAGGACGCAUAAAACUAUGUAAUGCAUUAAAGCCCUACAACUUUUGUAGGAAACAUUUUUCCUAUCUUGUAUAUUUUCGAAGUUAUUUGGGGGUUUCGGUCUUUUUUUAACACACACAUUACACGAAGUAAAAAAAUUCACACUAGUUUUUGACAUCGUAGUUCAAUAUAAUUGCAAUAAGAGAGCGGAAGCAUCGAUAUAUCUUGUAAAAUGUGUUAAAUUGUUAAUCAUUGUUAUAUCUUGGAAAGAGGAGAAAUAUAAAGCAAUAUAGCAUA
This is a messenger RNA of Vollenhovia emeryi, 3164 nucleotides long. Its product is annotated as solute carrier family 26 member 10-like. The transcript has 12 exons. NCBI's taxonomy places the organism in Eukaryota, Metazoa, Arthropoda, Insecta, Hymenoptera, Formicidae. Gene Ontology annotation, biological process: transmembrane transport. The record is from RefSeq and is a predicted model, not a curated record. Gene Ontology annotation, molecular function: bicarbonate transmembrane transporter activity; oxalate transmembrane transporter activity; sulfate transmembrane transporter activity. Bases 252 to 2267 code for a protein of 671 amino acids. Gene Ontology annotation, cellular component: membrane.